Molecule: messenger RNA, 3564 nt
Organism: Xenopus tropicalis (tropical clawed frog)
Lineage: Eukaryota; Metazoa; Chordata; Amphibia; Anura; Pipidae
Gene: sertad3
Product: SERTA domain containing 3
Biological process (GO): positive regulation of DNA-templated transcription
Source: RefSeq, marked provisional
GUCAGGGAGCUUGAUAUUUAUGGCGCUGCGGGACUUUUAAACGGCGAUCUGGGACUGCUCUGUUAAGAAAAAGGGGGUCUGUCCCGGGAGAAGCGGGACUGUUGGGAGCUGGCCAUGCCUACCAGGGGCAUAAAAAGAAAGCUUUCUGAAUGGGAGGAUAUUGGCAUGGAUGGAUUCUUGGCAUUUCGUCCAGACUCCUAUCCUUUUGUUCGACAGUCCUUGCUAAACCUGUCACUGGAGAAGUUCAACAAGGGUCGUAUGAUGGUGGAGCCAAGUCUCAGACGCUAUGUCCUUAUUGCUAACACUCUUCAUAUUAUCCAAGAUGAGAUCAGAAGGGAGAAUAUCUGCUCUUCUCCUGUUGCAGAGGCAGGAGUUAAUGGUGCAUAUGACCAAUCUCUUGGAGAUGUAGUAGGGGUAAAUGUAACAAUGGAAAAUCGCUUCCCACUCCUAGCUGAAGAACUUGAUAACAUUUUACCAACUAUGGAGGAUGACUUCUCUGUGUCUGCAGCCAUUGCUAACAUUCUGAAAGAGCUGGAGAAUGUGCUGGAUGAAGGUUGUCCCCAAAAUCUCCAGCGUUUGUCACUCAGUCAGAACUUAGAGUCAAAAAUGGCAUUUGGAAACAGUAUAUGCCCCCCAAACCCCCAAAAUGCACAGCAUCAAAGCAGCUCCAUUGAAACUGUGAAGGAAGUGGUAGAGAGGGAGGCAAUGUUUCGUUCUAGCUCAGGUUGCAAAGAAGAGAAUAAAGAAAUAGAGUUGAUAACAGAACUGGUGUUGUCCGCAGCUUGUUCUGAAACUCUUCCAGAACUCCCCGUAGCUAUGGACACAUCACUGUUAGAGACAGUGUCUUCCAAAGACUUAUCGAAUUGUUCUCUGGGUGAGGCCCCUGUUCCCAUGGACACCUCAGCUCCCAAAGACAUGCCAACUGAUUCUGAAAAUAUGCAGCAGAAUUCCUCUGAAACACCUUUGCAGUGUUUAAAACCCAAGGAAUCUGUUUUCGGAAGCUUUGAAAUUAUGAGUUCAAGCUACCUCAAUGAUGUCUCUUUUGAUGACCCUUUUUCAGAUAUAGACACCUCGGUUUUUGAAAAAGAGAUCCCUGCCAUAGUUGGCUCCAGUAGCCGUCUCUCAGCUUCAGAAGACUGCUGGUUUCCAUCUGCCUGUAAUAAUCCAUCUUUCAACUCCAACCAAGGUAUCAGAGACUGCAAUGACCUUGACAACAUCAUUGAGAUCCUUGUAGGGUCCUGACAUCUUAUUGGCCUUAUUUCUCCACUCCAACCCUCAGCAUUAAGACACUGUGAAUUGUUUCUGUACCUCUUCUAAAAUCAAGCUAGCAAUUGGUUUGCUGAGGAGGAGGAUUCUAAGCAAUAGCAAAUUUGCACAUAGACUAAUAUCCCUUACUGGUGAACUUCUGAGUAGAGUAGUGCCUCCUGCCAGUGAAAGGUGGUGUUCAUGUUUACAAGAGCAAUGGAUUGCUUCUAUACUUAUAGUGGCUCAAGGUUGCUGAUUUAUGGCUAGCCAUCACCUCCUUUUUAUGUUUUAUUUUAAUGUCAUUCUUUAUUAGGGAGGUAUUGCUGUUAAGCUCUGGGCUAUUCCACAUUGUCUUCUAUGAAGAUAUUACUUUUAAUUAUUUAUUUUGGUAUCUGUCUUUUUAUAUCAGUAUCUUUUAAAACUGUUUUUCUGAACAUGGCUUUUCUGGAAGGUACAGCUUCCAUUCCUCACUAUGCACCAUAUUUCCAUAUAUACAGCUUGCAAGAGUUUUUAUUUAUAUCUUUAUGCCAUUAUUUAUUUUUGUACAGUUGGGAUUUUUUUUUACGUGUCAGGUCUACUGAAUUUUUAUUUUAUUAUAUCUGUGUUUACCUCUUUAAUGUCUUGCCUUCAGUAGGGACUUGCUGUUAAGUAAAGCCAUGAGUUUAUCUUAAUUAUUUUCAACUGGAAUCUGCUGUUAAACCUUAUGGGUAUUAGGUAUCCUAUUCUUUGGGUACCAUUUCUAACUAUUUUGUGACCAUUUUAUAUCUGCCAAAAAUACAAAGCAAAAACACAUUGUUUUAAUUCUGCCUGAAAUCUUUUUUUGGUAGUGAUAGUAGUGUUAUUUUUCAAAGAUGGAAAUGACAUCAAAGUUUCUAUUCCAGACAGAAGCUUGCUCAAAACUUGAGUUUGCAGCCCCUUGUUCAGGAUAUUAUAAGUUAUCACUAGAGCUGUACCUCUUGUCAGCAAGAUCUUUUCAGUCAGCACUUUGGCCAGAUUCACAUCAACUGGGGGGAUCUAUAUAUGAUUGUCAUUAUGCGCCAAAUCUAAUGGUUUAAUUUAUUUUCAUAAACGGGUUAUACAGUUGCAGGGAAUUAGGUACACAAAGUGCUGAUUUGAAAGAUUGUGUAGUGGCAGGGGUCUCUGUGGCUCUAAUUGUAGCUGUAUUUAGUGGCAUCAUAGUCUUUCCAUAUUCAUGCAUACAAUGAGGUAUGGUAAUAUGUCAUUUGUGCACCGGGUCUUAGUACUGUCACACAGCCUCUUCAGUGUUUUUCUUAUGUGCAUUCUGUUAGUAGCCUCUUUGGAACACAUUUCUAACUGAGGCUGAAUCCAUAGUGGAUAUAAGUCUUUAAGGGCAAUGGCACACAGUGAUUUCAGGUGUUCUGCCUGCCACAUGUAUUGUAUACAAACACUAAAUAUGGGAAGCCUGAAAUCACCCUCCAUUGCCCCAUAUGAGGAUCACCUAAAGCAGUGUAUGUCUUAAGACAAGAAUCACGUGAUAAAUGUUUUAAGUGAUCCUCAGAGGCAAUUCUUGGCAUUAUCACUCUGCAUGUUUAGGCUAAUGUAUAAAAAUGCCCUGUGUGGCAUUGCCCUGAAAGUGUUAGACUCAUAAUAAAAUCUACUUUAUAUAUUAUAUAUAAGAACUGUGGAUUUUGCAAUGUGCAUGAAAUGUAAAGCUCAAAUGAAAUACCUCAAGAAGCAACGGUUUCUAAUCUCUUGUGGAAGAUAAAGCCAUGUUAAAUCUUUUAAACUGCUUGGAACCCACAGCACUGCAGUCUUUUUGAGACCUCUGUGGCUCUCCCAAGUCAUAUUCUUUUCUUUUGCAACAUUAAAAAAACAGAAGGGUUGGGUCAAAAUGACUUUAAAAAAAGGGAAGAAGAUCCCUUAUGUUUCUCGAUCCAUACUAAUCAUUCCAUACGUGGAAGUAGUUUAAGUUCCUUUCAGUAUUACUUCUGUAUGUAUUAUAUAAUAUUCUGUGAUCCUAUAAAUAAAGGUGGGAAGAGAGAUACUGAAGCUGUAGAGUAUACCAGUGGUUUGUAAGCAAUACGAAGGUGACAGCAAAGGUUCCAUAAAAAAAUUCCCACAUCUUUAGAUACAAAUUACCUCAAGUACAACACAAGAAUAUUGUCCUGUAUUUAGUUUAUCAUUUGGAAUGAGGCUUUAAAGAGGAGUUGCAUCCUGUUUCAAUUUGCACAUUUUAUAGGGAAAUGUAUUUAAUUUCAAUGUGUGUCUUGUUUUUUGUUUUAUGCAAUGUGUACAGAUGGGUGAGUAUUUUGUUAUGUAUUUUUGCUAACUUAACAAAAUAAAAGGUAAAAAAACCCA